Molecule: messenger RNA, 4205 nt
Organism: Drosophila sulfurigaster albostrigata
Lineage: Eukaryota; Metazoa; Arthropoda; Insecta; Diptera; Drosophilidae
Gene: simj
Product: polyglutamine-repeat protein pqn-41
Exons: 9
Coding region: 969-3932 (987 amino acids)
Biological process (GO): negative regulation of transcription by RNA polymerase II
Cellular component (GO): NuRD complex
Source: RefSeq, a predicted model, not a curated record
AUUUACAAAAACAACAUCGAGCGGGUUGGACGCGCUGAAAAACGUUAGCGGACAAAAUCACCGUUUCACCGUUUAAUUAUUUUACAAUUACGAUUAUUUGUUUACAAACAAACAACAAGCGGAGCAUACAACAAGUAAAAUAAAAAAUGCUACACGCGAGUGCAACUACAGGUGUAAUGCAAUAAAUUGCAACGGUUUCUUCGCUACAACGUUUCGUCGUCCGUUCCACGUCCGUGUGUAUGUAUGUGUAUAUGCCUUGAAGAAAUAUGCAUGUGUGAGUGUCUCGAGGCUCUCUUCACAACAACAUAAUCGGGGAAUAGUAAACAAAUUAUCUAGCAAUUCAUUUUGAUACAAAAAUCAAACAAACAAAACGUGCAAUAUAAAUAACAACAAGAAAAGAAAACGCGAAUAGUGUGCGCGUGUAAAAAAACCAGCGAGAAAAAAGUAAUUUGGAAAGCCGUAGAAGGCAACCCAGAAGCAGAAGCAAAAAAGCAGCGACGACGACGACGCAGCAGCAGCGUCAGCGACGCUAGCAGCGGCAGCGCGUUCUGUGCAAGUGUAUUUGUGUUAAAAGGCACACGACGCGUGUACAUAAGCAAUUGUAUAUAUACACACACACCAACAUACACACACAUGUACAAGAAGUGGAUGUGCAAGUAAAUUAAUUAAAAUAUAACAACAACAACAAAUCAGUUGAAAAAAGUGAAAUUUCUUAUACAAUUUUUGUGCACUUCUCAGUGUAUGUGUGUGUGUGAGUGCGUACGUGUGGUUGUGUUAGUGCGAGUGUGAGUUUUGGAAAAUUAGCAUAAAUUCCAAGAGGCUGGACGCCAACGCCAACACAGCAGCACCAUAGCAGCAGCCACAACAACGACAACAACAUCGACAAGCAGAUUAACGGAUUUUCUACUACUUUUUGCUUUCGGCGCGUUAAAUCAAGAUAAGUAAUCACGACGACGCGACGCGCGAAAAUGGCCAAAAUGGAGGUCGACGAUGUGGUCGACUUGAGUCUGAGUUCUGGGCGAGAUCCGGCGUUGACCAUAACGCCAACGACGGCGCUCAGCAAUCGCGAUCUGCGUGCGCUCACUGCAAAUAAUACGGGUCUGACCAUAACGCCUGCUCCGCCUCCUUCUUCCUCUUCGCCUUCUCAGACGGCAGCCAGCAGCACAGCUUCCACCACGACAGCGGGCAACGGCAGCAGCAACAACAACAGCAACACUAAUAGUAGUAGCAACAGCAACAACAACAACAACACAGCCAACAGCAACACAAACAGCACAAAUAGCAGCAGCAACAACAGCAACACAGAAGGAACGUUAGCGGGCGCUGCGGCAGCAGGCAACGGCGGCAGCGGCGGCAACAGCAGCAGCGGCGGCGGCGGCGGCAGCGCCCAGGAUGAGAAUAAAGUACAACGUCGUGUGCUGCGUCCACGCACCGAACCCAAAUCGUAUGCCGAGGCACCCGAUAUUGUGCUGCUGCCGGCGCGAACAAAUGGACGACAGCAGAAUGGCAACAUUGAUUCGGAGACGGACGACGAGGAGAUGCCGCCCUACGUGCCCAUCAAGGAGCUGACGCAUGCCGAGCUCAAGGAGCGUGAGAAGAGUUUGCGUAAACUGCGACAAGAUUUGCGCAACGAGGAGACCAAAUUGAUGCUGCUGAAGAAACUGAAGCAAUCGCAGCAGGUGAUGAAAGAGAAUCUGGUGGUCACGCCCACCAGCGUAUCGCCCAAUAAUCCAUUGGCCGCUAUACCCAGCGCACUCACUGCCAAGGGGUCGCUUAGUGUGACGCCGACGUCGGCAAUGCCGCUGCCCGCGCACAGCAAAGGACGCAGCAGCUUGGGUGGCAGCGCAGCAGCCGUUAGCAUUAGCGCCACAAACAGUCGCAGCAUCAGCUCAGCGGCCGUUGCAGCCGCUGCGGCAGCUUUGUCCGCUGGAUCGCAACGCAACAGCGGCGGCGGCAACAACAACAGCCACAACCACAGCAUGAACAACAGCAACUCGAUACUCCCGCCACCUAGAUCAUCGCUCACAGCGGGCACCACGCUGGCAUCCGGCACCACAAUAACGCCUGCCACAAACAGCUCGCAUCGAUCGAGCGUGCUGCCUCCGCGCACCAAUCUGCCGAAUCUCACGAUAACGCCAUCGGUGACCAUAACGCCGACAUCGGCGCCGCCUUCCAGCAGCCUGAAAGCACGCAAUCCUAAUAUUUCGGAUAAUUCGAAGGUACCUGGGACCAUUAGCAAUUCUGUUUCCAUAACGCCGGCCCCCCCGCUAUCGCAAUCGCAUCAGAAUCAACUCAACGAUCUAAAGAAUGAUCGCUCGACGCCACGGGAAGAGGCGCAGACGCCGGCACAGCGUCAAGCAGCUGCGAAAAUGGCUCUGCGCAAGCAGCUGGAAAAGACUUUGCUACAGAUACCGCCACCAAAGCCGCCACCACCAGAGAUGCACUUUAUACCGAAUCCCAGCAACACAGACUUUGUCUAUCUGCUUGGCCUGGAGACCGUUGUCGACUAUCUGACGGUGAACAAGAAGGCCAAUGCUGUGGCAGCACCAUUCCGUUGUGCCCAGUGCAAGAUUGACUUUACGCCCGUAUGGAAGUGGGAGAAGCAAACCAACAAGGAGGCCAAGGUUAUUUGCGAACAGUGCGUCACCUCGAAUGUGAAGAAGGCUCUGAAGGCCGAGCACACCAAUCGACUGAAGCAGGCGUUCGUCAAGGCCCUGCAGCAGGAGCAGGAGAUCGAACAACGUCUCGCCAGCCAGAGCAGUCCAUCGCCCGUGGAAGCGCAUGCCGUUCUCAACAGCAGCAGCAGCAAUGCCAGCAGUGUGGCUGCUUUGAAUGCCUCCAAUGUCUCUGCAUCGCAUCAGCAUCAGCAGGCGUUGCAGCGUGAACGCGAACGUGAGCAACGCGAACAGUUGCAGGCAUCGCAUGCAUCGGCGGCGGCUGCGUUGGUUAAUUUGCCGCCAUCGGUGACGGUGAUACCAACGAAAUGCCAGACACCAACGCCAGCAACACCGCGUCCAACGCCGCCGCCACCGUCGCAAACACCAGCACAAAGUCAACCCACACCGCCGCCAUCGUCUGCGUCGUCAUCGUCCUCAUCCGCUGCCGCUGCGGCCGCCGCCGUUGCCAACUCACAGCGCUCGUCGCGAGCAGCGGCCACAGCUGCAGCGGCAGCCAUUGCUGCUCAGCAGGCGGGCAUCCUCAGUCCCGGGCCGGUGCCAACGGCAGCGCAUCAUCACGAGCCAACCACAUCGUCGGCAGCGCGUUCUUCGCGUGCCGAACGCGAUCAUCAUCAUCACCAGCAACAGCAGCAGCAGCAACAACAGCAGCAGCAACAGCGCGAACAGCAACGCGAGCAGCAGCAGCAACAGGCGCAAAGCUAUGACAAGUACUCGGCUGCCACAUUGGCGGCGGCAGCGCAUCUGAGCGCUUUGGGCGGCAUGGGCGGAUUGAAUAUCAAUAAUCUGGCCAGUUUGGGCAAUCUCAGUCAGCUGGGCAAUCUGGCGGCACUCGGUGGUCUCGGCAACUUUGGAGGCGCCUCGACGGCAGCCAGCAACUCGGCCGCAGCCGCUGCAGCGGCCAUGGGAAAUGCCUCGCCAGCAGCCACAGCGGCAGCUAUGCAAGCCUUCCAGCAGCAGCUCUUCCGAGCACUUGGCCAGGGUUUGGGUGGCAAUCCGCAGCACAUGAUGCAGUUUGCGCCGCUGCUUUACUCCUAUCAAAUGGCCAUGGCGCAGGCGGCCCAAGUAGCAGCUUUCAACAACAAUAACAAGAAGAGCAGCUCCGCAUCGAGUUCGUCGAAGAGCAGCAACAAUGCCACCAGCUUGGCGGACAUUCAAAGGGCCGCCGAAUUGCAGCGUCAAUAUCUGCUCGAGAUGAUUCCGCCGCAGCAGCCAAGUGGACCCAGUGGAAGUCGCCAGAACAACUGGAAGGCCUAAAAAAAGAAAUAUGCAUUGAUUGAUUGGAUGGAACAACAAACAAACAAACAAAUAAGCAGCAGCAACCACAACAACAACAAUAACAACUAACUAACUUUAUGAUUUUCUUGAUUAGGUAAUUUUAUAAUUUACGCAAGCGAAAAACAUAAUUGUACACGUAAAGCAAACAAAAAAAAAAGAUUAAUCUAUUUGUAAACAAUAAUUAUUACAUAAUUAAUUAUACAUAAUUAUACACGAAAACAAAACUUAAAAAAAAAAAACAAGAAAAAACAA